Molecule: messenger RNA, 6657 nt
Organism: Penicillium longicatenatum
Lineage: Eukaryota; Fungi; Ascomycota; Eurotiomycetes; Eurotiales; Aspergillaceae
Product: putative myosin class II heavy chain (MHC)
Exons: 1
Coding region: 1-6657 (2218 amino acids)
Cellular component (GO): cytoskeleton
Source: RefSeq, a predicted model, not a curated record
AUGGUUGAUGGAUCCCCAGAUCUAGAUCUCCCCGUAUCUUCCGCCCUUUCGGCAUCUCCAUCACUGUCCCCGACACACACGCGCAAUCUGCGUGUCGAAUCGCGUCUGGCACCGGCGGUGUUCUUAUCCUCUCCGUCAGGAGACUCGAGCUCCAGCUCAUCCGCUGGUUCUCCCUCCCAGAGCGUGACCCUUGAACCCCCGCCGCUUCCCUUCUUGUCGGCCAACCUUCGCCCAGGCGACUCCCUGACCUCCUCCCCGGACAAUCGAAGAGCAGAAAGCAGUGUCUACUAUACCACUGCCUGGGGGUCUCCGUAUGCAGCACCGAGUACCCGGAGAUUAUCGCUGACUCUGAGUCAAUACGCCGGCAUCGACAACGGAGCAUCGAGAGACAGCUCGCCUACUCCGUCUAUAGUCAAUCCGCCCGAGUUUCGGAGAGCUAGUGUUGCCGUCAAUUCCCAGGAUCUUCUUGGCCAUCGCGAAGGAAAAUCAAUUCGGGACUUCACUCAGGAUUGGAUCAAUCAAUAUUUAUCCGGCCAGCCUAGGACCGAACGCAGUAAUUGGCUGAGCGACGAUUCGGGAAGCGAAGCACCCUCAUUUUUCACGGCCAAAAAUCACCUUGCUGACGAUCUUUCGGACGACUGGCUGGGUCUGGAGGACGAUACUGGCGAAAACGAGCUCCUAAAGACACCGACACUUUCCGACUUUGUUGGAAAGAGGGCCGCUGCCCGCGCAAAAGGAAAGAAGAACGCCCACAAGCGUACGGAGACGCUGCGGCAGGAGGAUUUUUGGGGUUUCGCAUACGACAAGGAAUCGCCCAACAUUAUCAUGUCAGAUUCGAAGGAGCCGCAGCCCAUGGCUGUGGAGGUGACUUCACCAGUGGAGAAACCAUUGCCGCCUCCGCCAACAACAAUAAAUGAUGAGUCUGAAACACAAGAGAAUGCAGAGGGGUCGGUGUCCGAUAUUUCGAAGAGGCAGGCGGCCGAGACCAACAAUAAACCAACUCCAAUCCUACAGAGACGGAAGAAGAAGAUUGUAUGGAAAGGCAAGGCAUGCGUCAUUGAUCUACCAGUUGAUGACGCUCGCGGGUCCGAAGCGUCUGGUCGCCAUAUUUUGAAACCUGCAGAGGUCCAGGCACGGCUGCAAAAGUGGGAGGACGAGGGUUAUGACGUUCGAGGAUUUACUAUCGGCGACGUGCACGACACAGCGGAGCCAACCGAGCUUGGCAGUUUGACUCGUCCUUUAUACCCCGAUCCAGCUGAGACGCACGAGGAGGGAAAGACUCAACGAACCUUCAUUCGUUUCCCUGACAAGGCCGUAUGGGAUUCCUAUGUGGCUCAUUUGCAAGAGGAGAAGCUGCGGGCUCUCGGUGUAUCCUUCGGUGACGAUGAACCGGGUCCUUCAAUUUCUCCAGCUUCGGGCUCGAUGAAUCCCUCGCAAACGCCAUUCCCCGGUAUGGGACCAUCGCCACCAAUUCCCAGCGCAUCUGCUGCCAGCAAUCCACUAGGCGGAAUCCAUCCUUUCUCCCCGCAAUUCGGCCAAUCAACCGGGGCUGCAAGUGGAGGUCUGGGAUCUUUGGCCUCGCCAGCAUCACAGUUCAGCGUGCAGACUCCGUUCAUGGGUAUGAAUGGUAUGGAUCAGAACAUGAUCCCUGGGUUCCCAUUCCAAUUCCAGCCUACGCCACCUGCACAGGGAGCUAUGACCCCGCAGAGUCUGAUCAACUUACGGCAAGGCAACGGCUCUGUUGGUCCAGGUGCACUUCACAACUUCAGCUCCAUGCUGUCGCCUGUAUCCCCAUUACAUGAUCAAGGCCAAUUUCACACUGGAUUCAAUGAUGGCUUCCAAGAGAAAGAGAUAUAUGACGACCGUUUUGGAAAUACUGGUUAUGAGGACGGGCCUCCAUUUCCCACUCCGCAGACCCCUGUCAACGAUCCGAGUCAGUUCCAUGCUUCCAAUGUGGAAAUUGCCCACCCGACACCUCGCGGUCAUGGUCAUAACUUAAGCGAGACGCUCCAGAGGGGCCUUGACAACAUGACACAUCCUGAAUACCACCUAAACCACGCUGCCGACCACCACAUGGAGACAGAUGAGCAUGACGCAAGUCAUCAUGACAACAUUCUCAAACCCCACUGGGCCUUGCCGGAGAAUGAUCCCCAUCACCAGGUUCAAAAUGGCCCCCCUCAACCAUCGCAUUUCGCCCAUCAUCCCCAUCAGUUCUACAAUGAGCAAUAUGCGCAUGACAAUGCCCAUGAAGGCUCUGACUUCGAUACUAACCCGAGCAUUACUGGGACUCCCCAAACUCGGGGUGCGCAGCCCAACCAAGGAUCAUGGCAUGAGGCAAAGCCAAGCGCCGGCUCCUUUCGCGGUCACCAUACCAGGCUAUCUACCUCGUCCUUCAAUGUUGAAGCCAAGGAGUUCGACCCAACAGCUUCUUUCGGGUCUCAGCACGCACCCUUUGUCAACACUGGAUUCCAAUUUGGAGGAAUCGAUCAACCCGGUUAUGGAUUUGCCCCGGCACCUCCUUUCGCUCCUGACAUGAUGCAUGCCCCCAUUGAUUCCAACCCUCAGCCCAAGCCCAAGUCCAGCAGCUUCAAGUUCUCGGCAGCUUCCUUCAACGUGGAUGCGCCUGUUUUCAACCCGUCUGCGAGCAUCACUUCAAAUCAUACUGCCCAGCAGCCGUCUGAAAGUCGAACAAAGAUUUUCGGUGAUAUUGAUAUCUCUGAGAUCUCCAAACCAGCCAAGAAAUCGAAGGCUGUUCCUAUUGUGCGACCAGAUGACGAAGUCGAGCCCACUCAAGACGAUGAACAAGAGACUCACGAUGACCAUGAGGGACGACCGGUGCCUACUGAUCGUCACAAGCGGGCUCGCCGCGGCGUGGGCCAUGCUGAAGGCGAGGCUCGCUACAGCAUCUCGACUCAUCCAUUGGGUGAGUCUGGUAACGCUCAAGCACCCAACAUGCUCCAAAGUGUUGCUGAGGGCAAGGAAAACGCUUCCCCCGAUGAGAACGACAACAAGCGUGCCGAACGCCAGGAAACCCCUCACAGUGAGGCAGAUACCUGGACUUUGUUCGAUGCCCAGCGCGACGCCGAUGCAAGAUCCCAUAUUGCAUCAUCUGUUGUUGAUGAGCAGACCAGGGAUCUCAACGAACCUGCCGAAGAGCCUAAGCCGGAACAGUCUACUCAGAGCAACGCCCCUGAACCGGAUAUUAAGCCUGCAGGUCAUGCCUUCCAAGAAUCCAAGGACAAGAACUCGCUCUCUGCCACAGCCAAGCCUUUCGAGUUCAAGCCUGCUGUUCCAUCCUUUACGCCGACCUCCGUUGAACCCUCCAUUUUCGGAGAACAAAGCCCUUCGUUGCGGAAGUCAGAGUCCCAGCAAGCAGAGAAGAAACCUGCUGAGAAAAAGCAGGGUGGUCUUAUGGCUUCUCGCUUCGCGACUAACAGCCCACCGAAGUCGCAUCCCCCGCCUCUUUCACAAACCAUAGCGCCAUUCAAGGAGCCGGAGACGCUCACUGCUCAACAGAAGCUUGAGUUCUACCGCGAAUCCGCGGAAGAGUCGCCUGAUGACGAUGAGCUUAACGCAAUCAUGGACCAGCUUAACGAGGACUCAGAUGUGGGUAUUGAGCGCCACACUACGCCUCUCCCUCGUCAGUUCAUCUCGGAAUCCGUUGGUGGGCCAACUAAAGAACGGCCGUUUGGCUCGGCAGAGGGCCGCAGCGAGGCACCCAGCCCCAGCCCCGGUGGCGGCCACAAGACCUACAAGCUCGAUAUUCCCAAGCUUGGUUCCGACAUUGACGCUCAGAGCAAUGCUACCUUCUCUCCAGUCAAGAGUCUUAUCUCGCGUAUCCAGUCUCCUGUGCGGCAGCUUAUCACCGAAAACGACCAUGUUAGCGAUUGGGAUGACAUGAUCUCCUCUGGCGAAGACGAGAAGUUCUUCAACCGCAACCGCUUCUUCGAUCGCCGUAUUAAUGACAUCGUUGGUGCUGCCAUAGAUGAUCGAUUAAGCCCCAUGGAGCGUGCUCUGGCUGUUAUCCAGCAGUCCGUUGCUUCUAUCGCUACAGGUGCUGCUACCCGGAGGGUAUUGCGCAGCACAUCCGCUGAAUUGGAGGACAGCGAUGCUGAUGAUGAGGAUGAUGGUGAAGAAGCGCAUGAGGCCUCGUCUAGAGACCGCUCGCCCCAUCACAUGCGCGACCGUAAGGUGGAGAUGCUGAAGAGCAUCGUAAUGGAAGCUCUUGUUACCCAUGACAUGCCUCACCGAUCGGCUCCUCACUCCAGCCAUAGCGAAAUGGCUCUGCUUAAGGAAAGCAUCGCUGAGCUUCAGGCUUUGACUAUCAAGAAGCUUGCACAGGAUCCUGUUGGUGACAUGCGCGAGAUUCUCGAGGAGACUCUUGCUCGGCAAUUGGCCCAGCAAACUCCGCGGUUGUCGGAAGCUGAAGAGAUUGGUGCAGAUAGUCUGAUGCUCCAAAUCGACGGUCUUAAGAGCAUGUUGCGACUUGCCGAUGAGCGUACUGAGCAGGAAUACAAGGCACGCCGGGAGGCACAGGACUCGCUUGCUGAGCUCCAGACUCUUCUGAAGCUUGCUGAAGACGAUGCUGCGCGCCACAGUGCUGCUGCUGAAGAUGCCGAGGCUCGCUUCCUCCACUUUAAGGAGGAGAAGAUUCCCCACUUGGAGAAGAUGCAGUUCCGAUCCGAGUCUCUCGCGGAGGAGAAUGAGACUCUUAAGGUCACGCUUGCCGAGCUUUCCUCGAAGAACAUUGCUCUUGAAGGCACUUUAGACGAAUACCGCGUUUCCAGCGACCACUUCCGUCGUCAACUGGAGACUACUAAGGGCGAGAACAAGUCCCUUCAUGAGACCGUUGAUCACCUGCGUACUCGUAUCGAGGACAGCAUGUUCGCUCGCCAGAACCUCACCGAGAAGUUUGACCGUCUUCAAUCUGACAUGGUCACUGUUACUUCUGAGAUUACCCAGGAUCAAGCCGCCGCCCGCCGCAGGGAAGAGCAGCAGACCGCUAAGCACAACGAGCUUCUUGCAUCGCAUGCUCGCGAAAUCAAGCUCCGUGAGCAACUUGAGCAGGAUGUGCGCGAGUUUGAGAUCCGUGAACGUGAAGCUGCCAAGAUCAAGUUUGUCCACGAACAAUCGCUACAGGAGAACGCUCGCUUGGAGGAAAUUAUCGCCACCCUGCGUGCUGAGAACCAUGAGUUGCAGCUGAAGUCGGCUCGUUUCGAACGUGAGUUCAACGACGCCCGUGAGAGUAGCCGCAUUGAGGUCCAGCGUACUCGUACUGCUAUGGAAGCAGACCUCGAGGCUGCCAACAGCCAAGUCAACAUUGUUCGCGCCGAGCUUGAAGCCCAGAUUAUCCGUCUCCAGAGCCAGAUCGAUCAUGUCCGUAUGGAGGCCGAUACGUCUCGCGAGCGCUACGAGAUGCUCCUCGAGGAUGCUAAUGACUCCAAGGUCACUGCGCUGGGUAUCGCUAAGGAAUCCCGGGAGACUGCCCUCGAGGACCAGCGCAAGACGCACGAGCGGGUUCUUAAUGACCUCCGCGAGCGUCACGCCCGUGCCCUGCAUAACUCUUCUGAGGAUCGCCGACGUGGUGAGGCUCAUACGGAGGAGCGUCUGGCUCUCGCAGGUGAGAAAGUCAACCACCUUCAGGAUCGUGUUCAACAUCUUGAGGAGAAACUUGAGAUUGCCCAGUCUGCUGCUCGUGCCGCUGCUGAGGCGGCCCAGAAGGCUGGCUCUGGUCCUAUUCCCGUACCUGCGCCUGCCCACGGCCACUCGUCUUCGCCUUCUAUGUCUUUCGCUAAGGGAUCAAAUGAACCCGAUAAGAUCUCCCCACAGGCUCUUCGUGAAUCUAUCUUCGUCUUGCAAGACCAACUCCAGCAGCGUGAGACCCGUAUUGAGGAGCUUGAGCAAGAAGUCGCGUCGGUAGACAAGGAUGCUCCCAACAAGAUCAAGGAGCGAGACAGCGAGAUUACCUGGCUUCGUGAGGUGCUCGGUGUUCGUAUCGAUGAUCUGCAGGACAUUAUCAAGACUCUCUCGCAGCCUUCCUUCAACCAGCAUGCUGUCCGCGAUGCGGCUAUCCGCCUGAAGGCGAACUUGCAAAUGCAACAGCAGGAACGAGAGCGGGCUAUGUCUGGAACAACUCUCCCGUCACUUCAGUCCAUCGCAGCCUCUCCUCGGUCCCUUCCUCUCGCUGCCGCCGCAGCCUGGGGAAACUGGCGUAAGGGCAGAGAAAGCACCAGUGCCAGCGGCAACCCGUCUGAACAAACACCGUCCAAGUCCAGUAAUGCCAGUGCCUUCCUCUCUGGACUUUUGACUCCCCCAAGCUCGCACGCUCGUCAAAACGCCCCUCAUUCUUCUGCCCCGGGACGCUCCUACGCCGAAAGCCGGCCACUCAGAGGAUUUAAUUCUCCCCGCCGUGACUCAGUCCGGUCUGAAGCACCUGUCCCCGAGCCACCCAAGACCCCUCCGCUCCUUCGUCGCUCCAGCUAUGAUCACGAUGCGGAGCCGGCGAACUACGAGCAAGACAACUUUGCUACCGAUGAUAUCGAGAGCACCGUUGGCGGUAUGGUCUCGGCAUCUCCUAAAGAGAGUGGCGAGGAAGGUCCCUUCGGUCCGCAGAUCUCGUCUGAUACAGAAGAGGUCCCCGAAGAGAUCGAAGAGUGA